UAGGUUUAUUUUGACUUAAUAUUUGGAGAUUAAAAAAGCAGGUAGUCGUAGAAAAGUUUUUAUGUCAAUCAUAUACUAGAAAUCCCUAGAAACCAUUUGAAACUGAAAGUAAACAAAAAAUGAAAAAGUCAAUAACGCUCGAUAUCGAUCCAACAAUAAUGGAGAAAAACAUGAGGAUUGUUAAGGAAAAUUCUGUAGAAGAGGAAUUUAAUAAAAUGUUGGCAGAUGCGGUACCAACACAAAUUGUUAAACCAAGGCCAGGGUUUUGUGUAAAAACAUUUACUAAACCAGACAGCAAAAAAGUAUUUGUAAAUGUUUGUCUAACCGAGGCUAUUCCAUGCCCAAGGGAUAUAACUAAUGAGGAAUUAAUGCAAAUUUUAAAUUCGGAAGACCCAUCAAGCUACAGAGUACCGAUGAGUAUUGGAGAAGGACGCAUAGAACAAGAUAAAUCUGGGGCACCAGUUACUGUCUAUGAUGUUGCAGUCAAUCCAGACUUUUUUUCGAAAAUUGAAAAAGAUGAUCUCUUCCAAACAUUUUUCCUUACAGUUGUUUUUGAAGGUUUACAAGAUAAAUAUCAAUUUGAAUUGGAUAUGCAAAGAUUUACAAUACUUAAGAAUAGAAAAUCUAUUGGAACGCUACAGUCCCACAGAAUACAAAUUAGAGAUGUUAAAAAUUGUGAGCAGAAAACGAAACCUUUAAUUGAGGAAAUACAGAAGCCAGUAUUGAAAAAAACAGAAGUCUCUGCACCGAAGAAGAAACAGUUUAUUUAUAGACUAAGGAGAGAGCCUCCCACGGGAGAGAUAAAAUAUUUACUAGCAGAAUUCAUGAUCCCUGCAUCAGUUGACUUGAAAGAUUUAAAUUUAGAAAUUGGUGAAGAUAGAUUAGUGUUGGCUUCUAAGGACAAUUAUGAGUCUGUGGACUUCUUUUUACCAUGCAGCGUUGACCAGGAUAUUGUUGACGCAGAACUGAAUAGAAAUAAAGAUAUGCUGAGUGUGAAAAUGCCUAUUAUAAAUUAAUAUUAUAAUUUUUUUAAUUUAAUAAAUUUUGUAAGUACUCAUCUGAUUAAAGGUAGAAAAUAAAUAA
Vanessa tameamea is the source of this 1083-nucleotide messenger RNA. RefSeq names its product PIH1 domain-containing protein 1-like. Bases 120 to 1016 code for a protein of 298 amino acids. Gene Ontology annotation, cellular component: ribonucleoprotein complex; R2TP complex; cytoplasm. The transcript has 6 exons. Gene Ontology annotation, biological process: rRNA processing; box C/D snoRNP assembly. Lineage: Eukaryota; Metazoa; Arthropoda; Insecta; Lepidoptera; Nymphalidae. The record is from RefSeq and is a predicted model, not a curated record.